AUGGAGGAAACGAAAGCUAAAGGAAAUUGUUUCAAAGAGCCGGCAGGUAUCUCAAGUGCAAGAGAAGAUAUGAUAAGCGAACUACCCGACUCUUUGAUAUCUGAGAUUCUCUCGUAUCUUCCGACAAAGGAAGCUGUUAGGACUUGUGUUUUGUCCAAUAGGUGGAAAAGUCUCUGGCUUUUAAUCCCCGGGUUGGAUUUCGGCUCUUCCGAUUUCCCAUGUUACAAAUCUUUUGAGAGAUUUAUAGACAGGUUCCUAGAUUUCAAAAGGAAAGAGAAUUCAUGCUUGCACAAGCUCAAGCUAAUAAUAAGCAUUAUGGAUGACCAAUCUUGUGCCACACGUUGUAUAGACUUUGUGGCUACGCGUAAACUUAAGCAUCUUGAUGUUCAGUGUGAGUGUCUGAAAGUGAUGCCCUUACGCCUCUACAUAUGUGAGACUUUACUUUACUUGAGACUCCAUCGGGUUUCAAUAGGUAGUUUUGAGUGUGUUUCUUUACCGUGUGUCAAGACUAUGCGUUUGGAAAAAAAUGUAUAUGUCAAUGAUGCGUGCCUGGAAUCGCUUAUCUCGUCUUGCCCUGUUCUUGAAGAUUUGAGUAUUGUAAAAAGACAUGAAGAUGACAAUGUAAAGGUUUUACGAGUGCACUCUCUGACGUUAACUAGUCUCAGUAUAGAAGCAGGAAGGUGUGAGUAUACCGGAAUAGAUUAUGAAAACGCAGGGUUUAUUAUUGACGCCCCUAGACUCAAGCACUUGAAUAUUAAAGAUGCUACAUCUAAGAACAAAACCAUAAGCAAUUUGGGUUCCUUAACCAAUGUCAACAUUCUUUGCAAUAGGUGUCCGAGGUAUAUUGCUGAUUAUGAUGAAGUCGAGUUACGUAACUUUUUUACAAGCAUCUCAGGAGUUAGGGAUAUGAAGAUCUCUUGGGAAGCUUCCCAUGAAUUUCACUCCAUUGCCACAAUUUUGCAACCUGUCCAGUUUGGAAGUAGAGAUUUAUCAUCACCUCCUGGAAGAGCUGCCAAGGAUUUAAUUGGUUCCUGGCUGCCAGAACAAAUAAAAUUGACGACCGCGCCUCGCUGUUUGAUGUCAUCGCUCGAGUUUGUAGAGUUUGUAGAGAUAAAACACAAGAACAAAUAUACGAUAGACCCCGCUAUCAAAUUAGCAAUGUACUUUGCAGAGAACUCAGUAAUCCUCAAAAAACUUGUGCUGCGUUUGGGAGGUUUUAUACCUGCAGAAGGAAUUCACAACACAAGCUUACAAGUGCUAAAGAUAAUCUGCCUCUCUCUAAUCGGACCACUCAUCGCGUUGACUUUCUGUGUCGGUCUUGUCAUGUGCAGCUCCGAUAGAGUCUCUUCUCAGGUCAUACAACACGCCAUGCUUGCAAGGAUUUCCGGAUCCGUGAUACCCCAGCCAGAAAGCGAACAAGUCAUCACGAGGACGGGUCUCGAUGAGUCUACGAUUGAGUCUUACAAGAAAGUUGAGUUAGGUGAGAGUAGGAGACUUCCGACCGGGUCAAAUGAUGUUGUGUGUUCCAUUUGUUUGUCCGAAUACGCAAGCAAAGAGACCGUUAGGUGCUUACCCGAAUGUGAACAUUGUUUCCAUACUGAAUGCAUUGAUGUGUGGCUCAAGUUGCAUAGUUCUUGUCCGGUUUGUCGGAGCAAUCCUUCUCCGGCGCGUGAAGGCUGCAACUAA
Microthlaspi erraticum is the source of this 1686-nucleotide messenger RNA. The record is from the annotation of a GenBank genome assembly. NCBI's taxonomy places the organism in Eukaryota, Viridiplantae, Streptophyta, Magnoliopsida, Brassicales, Brassicaceae.